This is a messenger RNA of Marchantia polymorpha subsp. ruderalis, 1248 nucleotides long. NCBI's taxonomy places the organism in Eukaryota, Viridiplantae, Streptophyta, Marchantiopsida, Marchantiales, Marchantiaceae. The record is from the annotation of a GenBank genome assembly.
CUUGCUUGGACUGCAUUUGAAAGGGGUGAGAAGUCUUUGCGAUCUGGAGCUAUGGCUGGAACUAAACUCACCAGCAUGAACCACUUCCUUGAAGCAGCCUGUGCCAUUCUGCUCCUCCUAAUACUGCAGAUCUGCACUCCAUCGGCAGAAGCAGCUUCGGAUUUCUACAACAGGAGAGCAGCGGCCGAGAAGGAGCUCAGGGAUGCGAAAAUUGAUGCGACAUCGCAAUAUUUUGAGGAGAGAGCACUGGCGGAGAACAACAACGACGACGACGGGGGAGAUGAAGUUGGUGCGGCUCCAUGUGGAGAUAUGAUGCGGCUUCUUCCGUGUCUUGCGGCCAUCACGGGCUCGAAGCCACCCGCGCCGACCUCUCAGUGCUGCAAGAUCGUCGUCACUCUGAGCGAAGUCUGCAUUUGUGCACUGUUGUCCGUACCGACUACAGGAUUUGACAUCAACGUGCCUGUGGCCAUGACACUUCCGACGCUGUGCCAAAAGCCUCUUCCCAAGGGCUUUUCUUGCGCAGGUUGAGCUUUUGUUCUCAGCUGGAUAUGGGUCAUACUAUACUUCCUCCUGCUUAGUAUAUCAUAGGGAUCUAGACUGUUUUAGUAUCUCCAAGGAAUACACGAGUUAAUGUAGGAUGUAGAAGAAUAUACUCCUUUAUCUAUCGGCACUCCUCUAAGAAUAUGUCAUUAUGUCCUUUUGUUCUCAGCUGGAUAUGGGUCAUACUUCCUCCUGCUUAGUAUAUCAUAGGGAUCUAGACUGUUUUAGUAUCUCCAAGGAAUACACGAGUUAAUGUAGGAUGUAGAGGAAUAUACACCUUUAUCUAUCGGCACUCCUCUAAGAAUAUGUCAUUAUGUCCUUUUGUUCUCAGCUGGAUAUGGGUCAUACUUCCUCCUGCUUAGUAUAUCAUAGGGAUCUAGACUGUUUUAGUAUCUCCAAGGAAUACACGAGUUAAUGUAGGAUGUAGAGGAAUAUACACCUUUAUCUAUCGGCACUCCUCUAAGAAUAUGUCAUUAUGUCCUUUUGUUCUCAGCUGGAUAUGGGUCAUACUUCCUCCUGCUUAGUAUAUCAUAGGGAUCUAGACUAUUUUAGUAUCUCCAAGGAAUACACGAGUUAAUGUAGGAUGUAGAGGAAUAUACACCUUUAUCUAUCUGCACUCCUCUAAGAAUAUGUCAUUAUGUCCAAGUACGAAACGAAGAGUUGUAAAUUUUCCCGCGAGCUCAGACUAGGGCAAUAAAGCACACCUUG